This is a messenger RNA of Ipomoea triloba (trilobed morning glory), 2208 nucleotides long. RefSeq lists its product as uncharacterized. Gene Ontology annotation, biological process: DNA repair; telomere maintenance. Gene Ontology annotation, molecular function: DNA helicase activity. Bases 1 to 2208 code for a protein of 735 amino acids. Lineage: Eukaryota; Viridiplantae; Streptophyta; Magnoliopsida; Solanales; Convolvulaceae. The transcript has 5 exons. The record is from RefSeq and is a predicted model, not a curated record.
AUGGCUAUAUGUCGGAUAGGCUAUCCAAACUUAUUCAUUACGUUUACAUGUAACCCAAAGUGGCCUGAAAUCCAACGGUAUAUUGGGGUUAGAGGUUUGCGGCCUGAAGAUAGACCCGAUAUUGUUAGUCGCGUCUUCAAAAUGAAAUUGGAUAGUUUGGUUAAAGAAUUCAAAUCAGGAGAAGUGUUUGGUCCAGUCAAAGCCUUAAUAUACACAAUUGAAUUUCAAAAAAGGGGCCUACCACAUGCACAUAUCCUGUUGUUUCUUCGAUCAAACAAGUUUGACUCAUCACCCAGAUCCAUUGAUGAAUUCAUUUCAGCGAAAAUUCCUGAUCAAGAGAUUGAUAAAGAUUACCAUAAAGCUGUGGAAGAAUUUAUGUUGCAUGGCCCUUGCGGUGUUGCUAGAUCUAACUCACCCUGCAUGGUCAAUGGACGAUGUACCAAAUACUUCCCUAAAAGAUUUGUUGAUUCAUCAAGUUUUGAUGCGGAUGGAUACCCUAUAUAUAGAAGACGUAAUGAUGGAAGAACAAUAACAAAGAAUGGUAUUCAAAUGGACAAUAGGUAUGUGUCUGCUUCAGAGGCUACUUGGCGGUUACUCAGUUACGACAUCCAAUGCAGAACGCCAGCAGUAGAGAGACUUAGUUUCCACUUACCAGAUAGCCAAACAGUAUACUUUCAAGACGAUGAAGAUGUGGAAAGCAUUUUGAAUCGACAAACCUUGGGUCAAAGCAUGUUUACUGAAUGGUUUGAAGCAAACAAGAAAUACUCUGAAGCGAGAUUGCUAAUUCGAGGACCUCAAAGUUUUCAAGACAUCAAAACAUACAAUGGAACAGAGUACAACACUUUUAAGGAUGCAUGUUAUGCCCGUGGGUUACUAGAUGAUGAUCUUGAGUAUAUUGAUGCAAUUAAGGAAGCUAGCCAAUGGUCUACUGCACAUUUACUAAGAAAGUUGUUUGUCACACUUUUAAUGGCAAACACAAUGGGAAUGCCUGAAUAUGUGUGGAACGAGGUUUGGACACAUCUCGCCGAAGAUGCUCAAUACAAUCGACGGAAACUAUUAAAUCAACAAGACAUGCCAUUACUCUCAGAAGAAAUGUCUGUUAGGACUGACAAUAGGUUGAUCUUGGAAGAGUUAUCAUAUGAUCGUGAUUCGCUUGCUAAAGAAAGUGAGUUACUUCAUUCCAAACUAACAAAUGAGCAAAGAUCGAUCUAUGAUGUUGUUAUUUUUGAUGUUUAUUCAAACAAGGGUGGAUUGUACUUUGUUUAUGGGUAUGGUGGUAUUGGCAAAACAUUUCUUUGGAGGGCACUAUCAGCUUAUAUUAGAGUUAAAGGUCAAAUCGUUAUCAAUGUGGCAUCCAAUGGUAUAGCAUCAUUGCUUUUGCCUGGAGGACGGACAGCACACUCUAGAUUUGCAAUACCUAUUUGUAUCAAUGAAGACUCUACUUGCAAUAUUCAUCAAGAAAGUCAAUUAGCAGAACUCAUUGUUGCAGCGAAAUUGAUCAUUUGGUAUGAAACACCAAUGAUGCACAAGCAUUGUUCUGAGGCUUUGGAUCGAACAAUGCGAGAUAUAUUGCGAUUUGUUAAUGAAGACAGUGGUAAUAGGACAUUUGGAGGUCAAACAGUGGUAUUCAGAGGUGACUUUAGGAAAAUUUUACCAGUGGUGCCAAAAGGAUCAAGACAAGACAUUGUCUCUUCAACUAUAAAUUCAUCCUACCUUUGGAAGCAUUGCAAAGUUAUGCGCCUAACAAAGAAUUUGAGGUUAAAUAGUAUGCAAUGUCGUUUGGAUCAACAACGAAUGGGAGAAUUUGCUAACUGGUUGGCUUCAAUUGGUGAUGGUACUAUUGGCGAAGAUAAUGAUGGUUACGUUGAGGUUGAUAUCCCAUCUGAAAUGUUGUUGAAAUCAAAUGGUGAUCCUAUUGCAACUAUUGUUAACAGUACUUUCCUGGACUUUAAUAGUGGUAUAAGUGAUGGUAGUUGCUUUCAUAGCAAUGCAAUUCUAGCACCAACAUUAGAAGUUGUGAAUGAAGUUAAUGAAUAUAUGUCUGACUUGACUAUAGGGGAAGGGAAGACAUAUUACAGUUCUGACACAGCGUGCAAAGCUGAUGGUUCAUCUACGGUACUUGCAGAUGUCUAUACACCUGAAUUCUUAAACACUAUUAGAGCUUCAGGACUGCCAAAUCAUUCUUUAACAUUAAAGGUUGGUUCAUAA